Messenger RNA from Malania oleifera, 4127 nucleotides. Its product is annotated as RNA cytidine acetyltransferase 2-like. The transcript has 26 exons. Gene Ontology annotation, molecular function: 18S rRNA cytidine N-acetyltransferase activity; ATP binding; tRNA binding. NCBI's taxonomy places the organism in Eukaryota, Viridiplantae, Streptophyta, Magnoliopsida, Santalales, Ximeniaceae. The record is from RefSeq and is a predicted model, not a curated record. Gene Ontology annotation, cellular component: 90S preribosome; nucleolus. Bases 525 to 3623 code for a protein of 1032 amino acids. Gene Ontology annotation, biological process: rRNA acetylation involved in maturation of SSU-rRNA.
GCUUGAAACCCCUAACCUAGCAUAGUUUCCACUGUUCUCGACCCUUCACCCAGUCACUCUGCGCUCCUCUGCCUCCUUCUUCUUCCUGUCCUCCGCAGCCGGCAGCCUCCCUCUCUUUCACGGGCCGAACCAGCGCCAAAAUAUCCUUCUUCGCCGCAUGCCGCUGAUUCAAUCUUCGAACCAAAAGCCAUAUCUCGCCACUAGAAAACCGAAGGAGCACACAAAGAAAAUCAAACGAAACUAAGGCCGGAACGCCGCACACGGCUGGCCAUCUGAAAUCUGAAGCUUCAUCUGGCCAUCUCCUCCCUCAUGGCUGCAGCACUGCCCAGCAAGCCAGCACGCCGGACGCCGCACGCCAUCUUGGCAUCUUCCAACAAUCCAGCUUCCAAGUUCUGAAAUCUGAAGCUCCUCCCUCAAACCGAAGAGUCGAGCUUCAUCAGAGCCCUAGCGCGCUCGCGGCGGCCUCAUCAUCGUCCAGAAACUCAGAGCUGUUCAGCUUUCAAGUGCAAAACGCAUCAGGAAUAAUGAGGAAGAAGGUGGAUGAACGUAUCCGAACUCUCAUAGAGAAUGGCGUCAAAACAAGACAUCGUUCCAUGUUCAUCAUCAUUGGCGACAAGUCUCGAGACCAGAUUGUUAAUCUGCAUUUUAUGCUUAGCAAGGCCGUAGUCAAGUCUAGGCCAACUAUUUUGUGGUGCUACAAGGAUAAACUGGAAUUAAGCAGUCACAAGAAAAAACGUGCAAAGCAGAUGAAACGGUUAUUGCAACAAGGAUUGUGGGAUAAUGAGGCAGUCAAUCCUUUUUCACUUUUUGUUGAAAGUGGACAAAUAACAUACUGCUUGUACAAGGAUUCGGAAAGAAUUCUUGGCAAUACCUUUGGUAUGUGCAUACUACAGGAUUUUGAGGCUUUGACACCAAAUCUUCUUGCAAGAACGAUAGAAACCGUGGAGGGUGGCGGGUUAAUUUUAUUGCUCCUUCGUUCUCUUCCCUCGCUCACCCGUUUGUACACCAUGGUUAUGGAUGUUCAUGAGAGGUUCCGUACAGAAUCCCAUUCAGAGGCCACUGGGCGCUUUAAUGAACGUUUCUUACUAUCACUUGCUUCAUGCAAAGCAUGUGUGGUUAUGGAUGAUGAAUUGAAUAUUCUACCAAUUUCGUCCCAUAUGAGGUCAAUUGUCCCAGUUUUAGUUAAAGAGGACUCUGAAGGGCUUUCAGAAGCAGAACGGAGCCUAAAGAAUCUAAAAGAGCAACUAAAUGAUGAUUUUCCUGUUGGUCCUUUGAUUCAGAAGUGUUGUACGUUGGACCAGGGAAAAUCUGUCAUUACAUUUCUGGAUGCAAUUUUGGAUAAGACGCUUAAAAGCACAGUUGCUCUGCUUGCUGCUCGUGGCCGUGGGAAAUCGGCUGCCCUUGGUUUAGCCAUUGCUGGAUCUGUUGCUGCAGGGUACUCAAACAUAUUUGUAACAGCGCCAAGCCCUGAAAACUUAAGGAUUUUGUUUGAAUUUGUGUGCAAGGGACUUAAUGCACUUGAAUACAAGGAGCAUUUAGACUACGAUGUGGUGAAAAGUUCCAAUCCUGAGUUAAAAAAAGCAACUAUUCGUAUUAAUAUCUACAAACAGCAUCGGCAAACUAUACAGUAUAUACAUCCGCAUGAACAUGAAAAGCUCUCUCAGGUAGAAUUGUUGGUUGUUGAUGAAGCAGCAGCCAUUCCAUUGCCAGUUGUGAAGUCCUUGCUUGGUCCUUAUCUGGUUUUCCUUUCAUCCACUGUCAAUGGCUAUGAAGGCACUGGGCGUUCUUUAUCAUUAAAACUUCUGCAACAACUAGAAGAGCAAAGCCUUAUGCCAGCUAAGAAUGCAGAGAGCUCUGUCUCUGGUCGAUCUUUCAAGAAGAUUGAAUUGAGUGAAUCUAUCCGAUAUGCUCCUGGUGACCCAAUUGAAUCUUGGCUUCAUGCUUUGCUUUGCCUGGAUGUUACAACUUUUAUCCCUCACAUCUACAGGUUACCUCCCCCCAGUGAUUGUGAUCUCUACUAUGUGAAUCGGGACACACUGUUCUCCUACCACAAAGACAGUGAGUUAUUUUUGCAGCGAAUAAUGGCCUUAUUUGUUGCUUCUCACUACAAAAAUUCUCCAAAUGAUUUACAAUUAAUGGCUGAUGCUCCAGCACAUCACUUGUUUGUGCUACUCGGCCCUGUGGAUGAAUCAAAAAAUCAACUUCCUGAUAUUUUGUGUGCUAUUCAGGUCUGUCUUGAAGGACAGAUAUCUCGUAAAUCUGCAAUCAAAAGUUUGAGCGAUGGUCAUCAGCCAUUUGGAGACCAAAUACCAUGGAAAUUUUGUGAGCAGUUUCGAGACACUGUUUUUCCAAGUCUUUCAGGUGCUCGCAUAGUACGCAUUGCCACCCAUCCAAGUGCUAUGAGGCUUGGGUAUGGUUCAACUGCGGUGGAACUUUUAACAAGGUACUAUGAAGGACAGCUGACUCCAAUAUCUGAAAUAGAUGUUGAAAGUUCUGUGAAUACAGCUCGUGUCAACAUAACAGAAGCUGCGGAAAAGGUUUCAUUGCUAGAAGAGAACAUUAAACCUAGAACAGACCUUCCACAUCUGCUUGUACAUCUUCGGGAACGACAACCCGAAAAACUCCGUUAUAUUGGUGUCUCAUUUGGGCUUACCCUUGAUCUUUUUCGCUUUUGGAGGAAACAAAAAUUUGCUCCUUUCUACAUCAGCCAGAUCUCAAAUACUGUAACAGGCGAACACACAUGUAUGGUCCUGAAACCAUUAAACAGUGAUGAUAUUGAAGUUACUGGAUCAGAUCAAUGGGGCUUCUUUGGUCCAUUUUACCAAGAAUUCAGACACAGGUUUCUUAACUUAUUGAUGUCUAGUUUCUGUCGUUUGGAAUAUAAGCUAGCAAUGAGCAUCUUGGAUCCAAAGAUCAACUUCAUGGACUCAGAAUCUACAUUGUCUGCCUCAAAUGGACUUCUGACACUGCUUAAUAAAAUUUUACCACCACGUUUUCUGGAACGAUUAGAAGCUUAUGCCAACAACCUUGCAGAUUUUCUCUCGAUUCGGGACUUUGAAUUGCAUCUGGCAUAUCAAUAUUUUCGGGAGGGGCUUCCAGUCACUUUAUCAUAUGCUCAGGCUUCUGUUUUGCUCUGUAUUUGUGUGCAGCAUAAAGAUCUAUCUUUUAUUGAGGGAGAGAUGAAGUUGGAAAGGCAGCAGAUUCUAUCACUGUUCAUAAAAGUUAUGAAGAAGUUCCACAAGUACCUAUAUGGUAUUGCAUCAAAGGAAAUUGAGUCAACCUUACCCCAGCUGAAAGAAAUUGUGUUGAAACCUCACAGCAUUUCCAUGGAGGAUGAUCUCAAUGAUGCUGCAAAGCAAGUUCAGGAUGAGAUGAAAGCUAAGAUGGAUGGUGUGUUGAAUCCCGAAUUUCUCCAACAAUACACCAUUGUGGGAAAUGAAGCAGAUUUUGAGAACGCUUUGCAAAAUGUUGGUGGGAAGAUAUCCUCCGGCAGUCUCAUUAGUGUGAAAUCCAUUAGGAAAAAUAAGGUGGACAAAGCCAAAAAACAAAAAGAAUAUCACAAUAGUGGGAAAAGAAGCAAAGAUGAGCGUGACUCUAAAUCAAGCAAAAAGAGUAAGUCUUAAAUCUGCGCGUAUUGAGGCAAGCGGUCAUGGGAGGGCAUGCGUUUUUGUGAGCAGUGGCGGCCAGACCGAGAGAGAAUAGGAUGCCUUGUAGUUCCGGUAUUGUAAUUAUUUGCAGUCCUCGUUCCCCUAUUAUUGGUGGAUGAUGGGGUUGCACAAUUUUGACUCUGUUCCUGGCUAUAGCAAUUCUUGUUGGUAAUUGUUGAUGAUUUUUUUUUCCCCCCUAAAAAAUAGUCUUACGAUUUGUUGGUGAAAAUUCGCUGGGCCGGUGAUGGCGACUGUCUGUAACUGCCGCUGUUUCAGGACCGUUCAUGGUUUCUCUCCUCGUGCAUGCAUUGGGUUGUGCACGGAAUCCAUUGUAUAGUUUUAUUUUUAUUUCAUUUGAAUUGUAUAUAUAUUUUCUUGUUUAUUUCAUUUGCUUCCUAUUUCAUUUCAUUUUUGAACAUCAAACAUUAUGUAAGAUUUUUAUUAGUAAUAUUGUUAUUCUGCCUUUUGCUUUGGAAACUA